Messenger RNA from Talaromyces marneffei, 771 nucleotides. RefSeq lists its product as uncharacterized. The transcript has 2 exons. The record is from RefSeq and is a predicted model, not a curated record. Bases 1 to 771 code for a protein of 256 amino acids. NCBI's taxonomy places the organism in Eukaryota, Fungi, Ascomycota, Eurotiomycetes, Eurotiales, Trichocomaceae.
AUGGCAACCGACAAGACUGUCAUACUCGUCACUGGUGCGAGCAGUGGCAUCGGCUACGAGACGGUGGCUGCUCUGUCCGUCACCUCGACUGAUUUUCAUGUCUUGCUGGCCAGCCGCUCGGUUGACAAAGGCCAGAAAGCUCUGGCUGACCUGCAGUCAACCUAUGGGCCAUCCUUGAAGAGCCCAAUCUCCGUCAUACAGCUCGACGUCUGCGACCAACAGUCGAUCCAGUCCGCCAAGACCGAGAUCGAAACCAAGUUCGGCAGGCUGGACGUUCUCAUCAACAACGCCGGCAUCAUCGUCUACCAACAGGUGGACCAGCUGACGGCGCUGCGUCAGACCUUCGACACCAACGUCUUCGCGCAGCAAAUCGUUACAGAAACGCUGGAGCCUUUGCUUCGAAAGUCGGCCAGACCUUACAUCAUCUACGUCUCGUCCGAGAUGGGCUCUAUCACAACACGCCUGGACCCUACCUUCAAGUUUGACAAACUCCGUGGUGAGUCAUACCGUAUGAGUAAGGCAGCCCUGAACAUGCUUGCUGCUUGUCACCGCCGCAACUACGAGGAUUGGUGCAAGGUGGCAGCUUUCAACCCGGGUUGGUGCGUUUCCAACUUGAGUGGACCGCAGGGUUAUGAAAUGCGGAAGAAGGGUGGUGCAAGGGACCCCAAGGAGCCAGCCCUUGAGCUCGCUAAUGUUGUUUUGGGGAAGAGGGACGAGGACAUUGCGAAGAAUGGCAUGCUUGACAUUGAUGGAGGCAUUUUGCCGUGGUAG